AUGGAUGAGCAGAAAGAAAUGUUACCCCCUGCUGCAACUCGACCAUCAGAAUUACCUUUUCCAGCUAAACAGCAGAUGUUGAACCCCAAUGCCUCUGAACGGUUUGCUAAACCUCCUGACAGAGAUAUCCAUCAGUCUGAUGGAAGUCUUCAGCAAUUUGUCCAAUUUGUCCAAUUUGUCAUUAAAAGUUGUGUCACUAUGGAUUCAGUGCUCAGAUAUCAAACUGCAAUGAAACUGUUAAAGGAUUGUUUCGGCCAUCCCUUCAAAAUUGCCACUGCCCAUGUAAAUCAGGUAACCUGUGGUCCAGCUGUUAAACCUAAUGAUCAGAGAGGAUUGCAGACCUUUGCAGAUAAGUUGAAGGACUGCCAAAACAUGUUGGAGUCAAUUGGAUAUUUAGAUGAAGUCAACAGUUCUGAAAAUUUAAGGAGCAUUAUCGAUCGUCUGCCCUUCCAUCUGAAAGCUAAAUGGCUUGAUGUUGCCGACAGCAUCCAAGAGUCCGGUCAGCGUCCUAGGAUUCCUAAUAUUUCAACGUUUGUCUCUGAAAAGGCCUGUGCUGCUAACAAUCCCAUCUGUGGUGGUGCGCUUAUUAGUGACAAAGAGAAAAGUAAGAAGGACAGAUCGGGUAAGAAGAUUAGUUCUCUAAAUACAAUGGCGUCAUCCCAUGCUACUCAUGGAAACUUUAGUGGGCCUGGUUCCUGUGUGCUGAACCAACGUGAAAGUCACAAUCGUCAGCUUACCUUGAGGCAAAGACGAAGUGGGAGUAGAAAAUGCUUACUUCGUGAACUUCCUCAGUUAUGGAACUGUGAACAGUUUAAGAAAUCCUUUGAGGAUCAAAUGAAGAGAAUUUGUGAUGUUAGGCUCUGCGACAACUGUUUCCAAGUGGGCCACUUCGCAACUGGAUGUAUGCAGAAAAGUGGUUCUUACAUCGAGGGCUGUAAUGGAAAACACAUGACUGUCAUUCACCCCCUUGAGUGA
This is a messenger RNA of Orbicella faveolata, 975 nucleotides long. RefSeq lists its product as uncharacterized. Lineage: Eukaryota; Metazoa; Cnidaria; Anthozoa; Scleractinia; Merulinidae. The record is from RefSeq and is a predicted model, not a curated record.